Messenger RNA from Cheilinus undulatus (humphead wrasse), 845 nucleotides. RefSeq lists its product as uncharacterized. The record is from RefSeq and is a predicted model, not a curated record. NCBI's taxonomy places the organism in Eukaryota, Metazoa, Chordata, Actinopteri, Labriformes, Labridae. Gene Ontology annotation, biological process: sterol biosynthetic process. Bases 86 to 718 code for a protein of 210 amino acids. The transcript is spliced from 4 exons. Gene Ontology annotation, cellular component: endoplasmic reticulum. Gene Ontology annotation, molecular function: sterol 24-C-methyltransferase activity.
UCCCGUCCCCAUUCUUUACUCGACACGUAACGGAAGACGACACAAACGGACCAACGUCUGCCACACGACUACUGUGCGAGCUGUGAUGUUGGCUGAAAAAAUUGGAAAACAGUUGGGCCACCCAACGCGCUCAGUGGCUGGAUGGCUGGUCAGCAGGUUUCUCGCAGCGCGUAACCAUCUCCUUGAAGAGAAUGCUGUGCAGCUGAGUGGGAUCCAGCCUGGGGAUACAGUACUGGAGCUGGGUCAUGGCCCAGGACUUGGUCUGCUGUCAGCUGCCAAACUCCUCACAGAGCCCUCAGGCCACCUUAUAGGGGUGGAUUACUCAGAGUACAUGCAUAAGAUGGCAAGCAAAAAAAUGAAGGAUCUUAUUGGAAGUGGGAAAGUGACUCUACACCUCUGUGAUGUAGCAGCAAUGCCUCUGUCUGACAACACCGUGGAUAAAGUAUUUCACUGUAACUGCUACUACUUCUGGCCUGACCUCAAGAAGGGAGCCACAGAGAUACACCGGGUAAUGAAACCAGGAGGCCUGAUGGUGACCACACUGAGACUAUCUAUGGUGGCUACUAUGGCAGCAAAGCGUGUGAUGCCAGGACAGAACUGGCGACCAGACAACUACAUGAUGGCUCUGAGAGACUCUGGCUUCACUGAUGUCAGAAUGGAAGACAGACAGCAUAAACAAAUUAAUUUUCAGGUUAUCUAUGCUACUGCUUUGAAAUAAGAUUGAAACAAACUAGAAUUUUGCAGCCCAAUGUAUGUCUGCCUUCUCCUGUGAUUGUCAGGUCUGUUAGUACUUUUUCAACAUGGAAAUGUUGUAAUUUCUAUCAAUGAAAACAAAUGCCCGAUCA